This is a messenger RNA of Pristis pectinata (smalltooth sawfish), 4174 nucleotides long. RefSeq names its product vasorin-like. The coding region runs from base 380 to 1801 and encodes 473 amino acids. The transcript is spliced from 2 exons. The record is from RefSeq and is a predicted model, not a curated record. Gene Ontology annotation, molecular function: protein binding. NCBI's taxonomy places the organism in Eukaryota, Metazoa, Chordata, Chondrichthyes, Rhinopristiformes, Pristidae.
GUCAUACUGGAAUGUUCAAGUGUGGGGAACAGAACUGCCCACGGAAUAUUUCCUUCUAUCUGUCAUCCUCUUGAAAAAGCCAGCACAAAUCAAAACAUCUCGUGGAAACGUUGCCAGUUAGCAUUCGAAGGGUUAACGCAGCUCGAGUCAGAGAGGAGUGGCGAUUCCAGCUCCCUCCCACUCCCUCUCUCUGAGAGAAGCCCAGACUGCAUUCAUUAGUGUUGGUUUCUGCCAGAUCCCUGGGAGGAGUGGAGUGGUGCGAGGCAGGGAAACGGUGAUGCUGUCUACUCCUUCGUAAUCCAAGGGUGAGAGCCUCCUGCCGCAUCGAGACAUCCUGCCUGCCGAAGGGGGGGAUUCUACACUCGCACGUCAGUACAACAUGCCUGCCUUCCCUCACUCAGCACAGCCAGCAAGGGCGAGGAUCCCCCGGCAGGGGCUGUGUGGGUUCACUGCCCUGGUGCUGCUGACGGAGCUGUCCUCCGUACUCUGCUGCCCUGCCAAGUGCAGGUGCGACAGCCUGGGAACACUGUGGUGCAUCAAGACGGGUCUGUCCACCAUCCCCCAACACAUCCCGUCCAACACGUCCAGCAUCUACGCCUUUGAGAACUCCAUCUCGGCGCUGCACAGCGAGGACUUUGCCGGGCUCAAGGAGCUGAAACUCCUCCACCUGUCACACAACAAGAUCUCCAAGCUGCCCCACCAGGUCUUCCAGCCUCUCGCCCUUCUGUCCAACUUGGACCUGUCCUCCAACCAGAUCACCGAGAUCGCCAACGAGACCUUUGCGGGGCUGAGAGAACUGGAGCGCCUGUACCUGCAGAAGAACAAGAUCGCCACCAUCCAGGCUGCAGCCUUUGAGGACCUGGUCAGGCUGGUGGAGCUCAAGCUGCAGGACAACCGGCUCCACCGCAUCCCUCCGCUCCGGCUCCCCACUCUUCUGCUCCUGGACCUCAGCAGGAAUAGCAUCCCAGGAGCGGAGCUCAGAUCCGUCAUGGUGCCAGAGGUCGAGUCAUUAAGGCUGGCUGGGCUGGGCUUGGGCACCAUUAACGGGGAGAUGUUCAAGGGCAUGCGCAGCCUUCAGGAGCUGGACCUGUCGGACAACCAGCUGGCGAGUGUGUCGGCAGCGCUGCAGCACCUGGGAGGGUUAACCUCCCUGAGUCUUCGGGGCAACAACCACAUCUCCCAGUUGUGGAACGAGGACUUCAAGCACAUGAGGAGCCUGCAGAAACUGGACAUCAGCGGGCUCAGUCUCAGGACCAUCCCACAGGGCUUCCUGGACCUCUUCCCCAAGCUGCAAAGCCUUGUAGCCGCUGAGAACCCCUACAACUGCGUCUGCCAGCUGGGCUGGUUCGUCCAGUGGGUGCGGACGAACGGUGCUCUCCUUCAGAGGCAGGAGGAGACUCGAUGCCACUUCCCACCAGUCAACGCCGGCAAACCGCUGGUGGGGUUGGCGCUCGGAGACAUUGGUUGCCCCACUACCAGCGCCCCUGUCAGCACGGCAACCACAGCGUGGUUCUCGCCCACCACAGGUCGAAGGCCAACUCUGGGUUACAAGGUCACAGUGCCACCGGGACAACCGUCGCCCUUCAACGCAGGGCUACUGCUGGAGCUGUCACCGAGACAAACCGGGUGGGCAGCAGGAGACAGCAUCCCUGCCUCACGGCAGAGUGCUUCAAUGGGGGCACCUGCCGGCUGGAUAGGGACGGGCACCAGGUCUGUGCAUGUCCGGUCGGCUUCCAUGGACCUCGCUGCGAGACGACGAACGACAUCCAUGAUCCCCGAGGUUCUCACAAGAGCCUGGUGAACAUUAGCCAGAUAACCAGCACUUCUGUCACACUGGAUCUCCAAGGUUUCAAGCUCUCCCCCAUUUACUACAAAGGUCUCCGGCUGACGUACAAGAACUGGUCAGGCCCCGACCCAAGACCAGUAUCACUCAACAUCCCGACGUCACUGCAGACGUACAGCAUCCGAGGUCUGCGGCCGAACUCAACCUAUCAGAUCUGCGUCGGAGCUCUGGGGGAGACCAAGCCCAAAGAGGAGCCCUGCGCGGUCGCACAGACACUGUCCAUGUCCCAGCCGGCUCCAUUCAUCCACGAAGUGGAUGCCAACCUGACCAGUGUGAUCUGGCCAGCGAUUACAGGCAUGUUCCUGAUCACACUGCUGGUGGUAACAGUCACUUACUACUGCCGGAGAAGGCACAUCAAGAAAAAUUCAGCCCCAGGGCAGGAACCCCAUCCUUACGACAUGGAAGGGAUCAAACCGUGUCUCCAGGAGGGGCUGGUUCCCUCCAACACUCCAAAGGAAGGCGAGUGCCUUGCCCUGCAGACUGAACUGCCAUUAAUCCAGGAGCACCAAAGCAACAGUACUAACCCCUUGUGACCUUUGAUUCAUUGAGAUUAUUGGCAAUUUCCAAAGCCUGAAGACAGCUGUGAAACUCCACUGCUUCAAUCAAAGUCCCUUCCUACUGAUGGGGGCUGCAUGCAGUAUCCCCAAGGAAGUCUCAUUUCAAGUAUACCCAGUAGCCACCAAGCCUAAUUAAUCCAGUCCAGGUUUUCCUUGCCCCACUCUGCACAUGAGCUCAGUCCAGGUUCCCCAUGAAAGUCCAGUCACAAGGAGGGAUCUUGGCUUCAAAUGCAUGACUGUAAAUAUCACUGAUGCCACCCUUGCUAUUCAGACAGUUCUCAGCAUGCAGCAAUACAUGACUUUGUAGGACCAAAUUCCCAGUGCUCCCAGCACCUGGAGCGCACGGAUGACUGUCCAAUACGAAUCCCGCCCCACAAGAUUCCCUGCCUUCCCCGAUGGCACUACAAUGCACAUUGCAGGGGGGGGGGGGGGGGGGGCGGGGGACAGAGAGGUUAGUGGUGCAUGCACACCACCCAUUAACUACUGUAAAUUGCUGAUCACACAUUGUAUAUGAUGAUAUUUGUAAGCAAAUAAAUAUUUUUCUAGAGAACAGAUAUCCAGGCUGCAGUUUGGAAUUGGUUUAUUAUUGUCACAUGUACCAAGGUACAGUGAAAAACUUUGUUUUGCAUGCCAUCCACAUAGAUCAUUUCGUCACAUCAGUGCAUUGAGGUAGUACAAGGGAAAAUAACAGAAUGCAGAAUAAAGUGUCACAGCUACAGAGAAAAUGCAGUGCAGGCAGACAAUAAGGUGCAAGGUCAUAACGAGGUAGAUUGUGAGGUCAAGAGUCCACCUUAUCAUACUAGGGGAUCGUUCAACAGUCUUAUAACAGCGGGAUAGAAGCUGUCCUUGAGCCUGGUGGUACGUGCUUUCAGGCUUUUGUAUCUUCUGCCCGUUGGGAGGGAGGAGAAGAGACAAUGGCUGGGGCAUGGGUCUUUGAUUAUUCCUUGUUACACGGACAGUUAGUGGCUGUAGGGAAUGGUCCACACGGGGAGAGAGGAGAGUAAGAGAGCUGGCACGGCAGUGGGCCCACAACAGUGGGGGAGGGAUGUGGACAAAGGGUCGAGGGUCAGGCAGUGACACACAGGGCUGGGGGCAGGAAGGUCAGUGUAUCAGGACAGAAACCUGAGUCCAGACCAGUAGUGGGAUAGUCUUGAGGUAUCACAGGGAUUUCAAAAGCACUAUCGCCCUUCUAACAAAAUAUUGUCCGAGGAAUCCCAGUCUUUUGGAAAGUCUUGUAAUGCUAUUACAACACCAGCGACCCAGGUUCAAUUCCUGCUGCUGUAAGGAGCUUGUAUGUUCUCCCUGUGUCUGCGUGGGUUUCCUCCCACAUUCUAAAGAUGUACAAGCUAGGAAGUUGUGGGCGUGCUAUGUUGACACCAGAAGUGUGGUCUCACUUACGGGCUUCCCCAGAACACUCUACGCAAAAGAUGCAUUUCACUGUGUGUUUCGAUGUACAUGUGACUAGUAAAGAACUCUUAUCGGAACACAGGGACCUAGGAGUACAAGUGCAUAGUUCAUGGAAAGCAGCAUCACAGGUAGACAGGAUGGUGAAAAAGGCUUUUAGAGUUCUGGCCUUCAUCAGUCAGGGCACUGAGUAUAAGAGUUGGGACAUCAUGUUGCAGUUGUACAAGUUGUUGGUGAGGCCGCACUUGGAAUUACUGUGUAGUUUCGGUCACCCUGUAUAGGAAAGACGUGGUUAAACUGGAAAGAGCACAGAAAAGAUUUGUGAGGAUGUUGCCAGGAUCAGAGGGCCUGAGUUACAGGGAGAGGUUGG